Populus trichocarpa (black cottonwood) is the source of this 919-nucleotide messenger RNA. Its product is annotated as protein C2-DOMAIN ABA-RELATED 7. Bases 151 to 696 code for a protein of 181 amino acids. The record is from RefSeq and is a predicted model, not a curated record. Lineage: Eukaryota; Viridiplantae; Streptophyta; Magnoliopsida; Malpighiales; Salicaceae. The transcript is spliced from 4 exons.
UAGAUUUCCAGGUUGGGUUCCACCGAGAAACAGGUGCCUGUGGAAUUUUUGUCCUUAGCGACAUUUAUGAAGUCUUUUUUCUAGGCCAUAAAAAAUCUAGUAUUCUGUAUCUGUUUGACCUGAAAAAUAAUCAGUAGGAGUUUUUCGAAAAUGGACAGCUUUCUUGGCCUUCUCAGAAUCCGGGUGAAACGCGGCGUAAAUCUUGCCGUUCGCGACCUUGGCUCCAGUGAUCCUUAUGUUGUCAUCACCAUGGGAAACCAGAAAUUGAAGACUCGAGUGGUGAAAAAAAACUGCAAUCCAGUGUGGAAUGAGGAGCUUACUCUUUCAAUUACAGAUCUCAAUGUUCCAAUCAAUUUAACAGUUUUUGACAAAGACACGUUCACUGUGGAUGACAAAAUGGGUGAAGCAGGCAUAGACCUCCAACCAUAUAUCGCAAGUCUAAAGAUGGGCCUGCAAAAUCUCCCGAAAGGUUGUGUGGUCUCAAGAGUUCAGCCAAGCCAGAACAACUGCCUUGCUGAUGAGAGCUGCAUUGUUUGGGAUGAUGGAAAACUCCACCAAGACAUGAUUCUCAGAUUAAGAAAUGUAGAGUCUGGUGAAGUUACGAUUCAAAUCGAGUGGAUUGAUGUUCCAGGUUGUCGAGGAUUGAAAACUGAAGACAGGGAAGCACCAUGGAACCGGGUGAAGAACCGCAACUGAUCAAAUGAUUUUCGUAAUUUUACUGCUCACUGUAACCUCUCUGGGUAAGAUGCGACUGCUCAUUAAUUUACCGCGUCCUAACUGGGAGUUUGAUGACUGCAUUUGACCUUCUUCAAUUCUUUGGUUUUGUAACAAUUAAUCCCAGGGAGAACUUCUCGGAGUGCCUUCUAUUUCUGGCAUAGAGAUAUCAAUCAAGAAUUACUUGAAUAUUUUUCUCUGUUAA